AUGAUGUUCCAACGUGCUUUGCUUCAAACAAAGAGUUCUGUAUUGCGCCAGCAACCUCUCAGAACUUCUGUUAGAUUCAUCAGAACUUUCAAGCAAGAAGACCAACCAAGAUUGAGAAUCAACUCUGUUGCUCCAAAUUUCACAGCUGAUACUACUGCGGGUAAGGUCAAUUUCCAUGAAUACAUUGGGAACUCGUGGGCUGUUCUUUUCUCUCACCCAGCUGAUUUCACCCCAGUGUGCACAACUGAAUUGGGUGCCUUUGCCAAGUUGAAGCCAGAAUUCGACCAAAGAAACGUGAAGUUGAUUGGUCUAUCUGCUGAAGGUAUAGAAUCCCAUCAAAAAUGGAUCAAGGACAUUGAAGAAGUGUCUCAAUUAGACAAGUUCACUUUCCCAAUCAUCGCUGAUGUUGACAGAGAAGUAUCUUUCCUAUACGAUAUGGUCGACGAAGAAGGUUUCAAGAAUUUGAACAAUGGAAUCGUUGCUACCAUCAGAUCCGUAUACAUCAUCGAUCCAUCAAAGAAGAUCAGAUUGAUUAUCACUUACCCAGCCUCUGUCGGUAGAAACUCCUCCGAAGUGUUGAGAGUCAUUGACGCCUUGCAAAAGGGUGACUCCAAGGGUGUUGUCACUCCAAUUGACUGGCAACCAGGUCAAGAUGUCAUCAUCCCACCAACUGUGUCCGAUGCUGAUGCGUCCAAGAAGUUCGGUGAUUUCAAGACUAUUAAACCAUACUUGAGAUUCACCAAGGCAUAA
Kluyveromyces lactis is the source of this 750-nucleotide messenger RNA. It is a transcript of the gene PRX1, whose product is annotated as thioredoxin peroxidase PRX1. Gene Ontology annotation, molecular function: thioredoxin peroxidase activity. Bases 1 to 750 code for a protein of 249 amino acids. Gene Ontology annotation, cellular component: cytosol; mitochondrion. Lineage: Eukaryota; Fungi; Ascomycota; Saccharomycetes; Saccharomycetales; Saccharomycetaceae. Gene Ontology annotation, biological process: cellular response to oxidative stress; cellular oxidant detoxification; cell redox homeostasis. The record is from RefSeq and is a predicted model, not a curated record. The transcript has a single exon.